UUAUSCAUAAUAUACAACUGUUCUGAGAUAUUUUUAUAAACCCUAGUUUUAUGAUAUUGUCUCUUGCAAGUGGUCGUUUCACAUUCGGAUUGUAGACCAUAGUAUAGUAUUUAACACCAAAUACUUUAAUUUAUAGUAUUUGUUUAAACUUGACUGAAUUAACAUCAGUAUUUUGUUUGACCGAUGGUUACUGUGUAACAAAAUAGCAAGUUAGUGACAAAGAAGAAAUUCGCUCAGAGUUUCUACACGUUUACACGAAGCACUCUGAACGUCUGAACAUUUUUUUGUUUCCUAGUCUGAAGUUUGCGCGUUGGCGAAGUUUGUCUUAAUUUUGAAAAUUUUUUACUUGUGCAGUCCGCAAUAAGUGCACUUAUACUGGCUCUCAAGGACUAUUUUAUUGUUACUGCUACGUAGAUAUUACUAGUUUUUGUAACAUGAAAAAGCAGAUAAUUAAAAAACCUUUCCGUGUAGCUGUUGAGGGAAAUGUUGGGUCUGGAAAAUCAACAUUGAUAAAGUAUUUUGAAAAGUUUAAAGAUGUCGAAACAAAUCCUGAACCAAUAGAAACAUGGCGAGAUUUAAAUGGUCAUAACUUGCUUCAACUAACAUACUCAGAUCCUCAAAGAUGGAAUUUUGCUUUUCAACAUAAUGUACAAUUAAGCCGUUUGAAUUUACAGUCCAAAACUACAAAUAAGGACGUACAAAUGUUUGAACGUUCAUUACAAAAUAAUAGAUAUUGUUUUGUGGAGAUGGCUCAUGACAAAGGAUUAUUAUCUAGUCCUGAAUAUGGAGUUAUGUGCCAAUGGUAUGAAUACAUCGAAACAAAUGUGGACAUUGGAUUAGAUCUAAUUGUCUAUCUAAGAAGUUUACCAGACAUUGUGUAUACAAGAAUGCAACGUCGCAAUCGUCCAGAAGAGCGCACUGUUAAACUUGAUUAUUUGGUAGAUUUACAUGAAUAUUAUGAAAAAUGGCUAAUGGAGAAAUAUUAUAAACUCCCGUGUUCAUUAUUGGUGAUAGAUGUCAACAAAGAUUUAUCUGAAAAUCAGCUUGUAGAUAUAUAUAAAACUUAUGAGGAUAAAAUAUUAGGAAAAAUACCAGUUUUAUAAUGUUAUAACUUAUAAGUUACUAUUGUAAGUGAUAUCAUCUGUCAGCCAAAUAAAUCUUUUACAAAUUAAUGCAUAAGUUAUUAUUUUAA
This is a messenger RNA of Diuraphis noxia (Russian wheat aphid), 1192 nucleotides long. RefSeq names its product deoxynucleoside kinase-like. NCBI's taxonomy places the organism in Eukaryota, Metazoa, Arthropoda, Insecta, Hemiptera, Aphididae. Gene Ontology annotation, cellular component: cytoplasm; mitochondrion. Gene Ontology annotation, biological process: nucleobase-containing compound metabolic process. Gene Ontology annotation, molecular function: ATP binding; deoxynucleoside kinase activity. The record is from RefSeq and is a predicted model, not a curated record.